UUUGAAUCAAAAUGGAAAAAUAGAUCGAAAACUUCUUCCGCCACCUCACUUCUCAUCAAUACAUCUCACAAACAGUAUAGAACUAUUACGACCAACGAAUGAUGUUGAAGAUAGUAUUCAUCAUAUUUGGUGUGAGAUAUUUAAACAAAAUCAAAUCUCAAUAGAUACAAAUAUAUUUACUAUUGGUGGUCAUUCAUUACUUAUCAUGCAACUGUUCCAUCGAUACAAGAUCGAAUUUCGUUUAGAAACUAAUGCUCUUUUUAUUACUGAUCUAUUUCAACGUCCAACAAUUAUCGAUCAUGCCCAACUCAUUCAGCAAUCUAUUAAUACCAUUCACACUCUCUAUGAUUAUCCUUGGUCUUCAUUACAUCUCAUUCAAGCUAGGGCAUCAUUUGCACAAGAACGAAUCUAUUUAGAUGAACAAAUUCGUUUUUCAUCUAACAAAACAAAAAUGAAUAAUAUGUAUGUUAUUCCAUUAAUGUAUCGUAUAUCAUCUAUAAAUGAUCAUAUAUCAAUUACUCGAUUACAUCAUGCAUUUCAAAGUGUUAUCACAAAACAUAAUAUUCUUCGAACGGCACUUUAUAUUGAUGAUGCAAAUGGUAAUAUUGUACAACAUUGUUUGGAUGCAAAUAUCAUUCUCAAUGAGAAUAUGAAUGAAACUAUAGAAGAAAUAUUAAAUCAAUCGGAUUUAUUCGAUUUAUCAAAAGGACAUGUUAUCAAUUGUCAUGUUCUUCGUCGUGAUCAAUCAAAUCAUUUAUUUACUGAGAAUAAUGAUGAUCUAUUGUCUAAAGAUGAUCUAAUAUUAUUUACUAUUCACCAUGCUUGUUUUGAUGGAGCAUCGACAUCAAUCUUCAUUCAUGAUCUUUCCCUUGCUUAUCAAUCUAAUGAGUUGCUUUCUAUAGAUGAUAAUUCAUUACAAUAUAUUGACUAUUCGAUUUAUGAACAUAUAAUAGAUAUGACAGUAUCUCAAGAGUUUUGGCAAUUUGAACUCAAAGGAUAUAAUCUGACUCGUCAAUUAUCAUUACCUGUUGAUCGACAACGGUCAUCAACUAAUCAACAACGAUCAGGUUUAGCUUCUUCAGCUCAAAUCACUUUUGACGAUGAAAUAUGUGCAUCAUUUCUAAAUUAUGCAUCCUCACAUCAUCUCACACUUUUUCAACUUGGAUUAUCCAUAUUUUAUGUCUUCCUAUUCAAAUUAUCUCAUAGUGAGAGCGAUUUAUGUAUUUCUUCUAUCAAUGCUAAUCGAUAUCGAAGUGAAUUGGUGAAUAUGAUAGGAAUGUUUGUUUCAACGUUACCAUAUCGUGCUGAGCUUGAUCCUCAUUGGUCAUUUGACAAAGCAGUCAAAUAUGUACAAGAAAAAUGUUUAUCAAUUCUUGAACAUUCUCAUUAUCCACUUCAACAUAUUCUUGCUGAUUUACAUGUCACUCAAUCAAAUAUAUCAUUUCUUGAGACAAUGUUCGAUUUCAUCACCGUAUUAAAAGAAGUUAAUGAUUUAUGUUUAAAUGGUGUCAACUUAGAAGAAGUGUCGUUAAAAGAAUUAUAUGAAAUGGCUAAGUUUGACUUCUCAUUGAAAUUUGUAUACAAUCCAUCAUCAGAUGGUAAUCAGCUGUCUUGUUGUUUUGUUUGUUCAAGUGAUAUAUUUGAUGCAACAACAGUUGCCGUAAUAGGUCGAAGAUUGAAAUAUCUUUGCGAGCAGAUUUUUGGUAGUAAAUCAAAGAACAGCUUGAUGAAUGGAUAUAGUACAUCGAUCAGCAAACUUUCUCUUAUUCUACAUGAAGAAAGUGAAGAAA
This is a messenger RNA of Adineta steineri, 1790 nucleotides long. The record is from the annotation of a GenBank genome assembly. NCBI's taxonomy places the organism in Eukaryota, Metazoa, Rotifera, Eurotatoria, Adinetida, Adinetidae.